Molecule: messenger RNA, 1368 nt
Organism: Trichoplax adhaerens
Lineage: Eukaryota; Metazoa; Placozoa; Uniplacotomia; Trichoplacea; Trichoplacidae
Exons: 11
Coding region: 1-1368 (455 amino acids)
Source: RefSeq, a predicted model, not a curated record
AUGGGGAAAAAUGAUAAAAAUGACGGUAAAAAGAAAAAGACUAAGAAAAAGCGCAAAAACCACAAAGUGAAUGAACUAAUUCAGAUGAGAGAGACUAUGAUUGAAAUACAAAUUGCUGGUAAAGAGAAGUUAAUAGAAGAAACACAAGGAACUCUUCGAGAUUAUCAAGAAAAAAGUAAAAUAUUGAAAGAUAGGAAUAAAAAAUUAAAAAUAGAACAACUACACCAUAUGAAGCAGCUUUUAAAGCAGUCGAAAGAACGAGAUCUGAACUUACAAAAAGUUGAGGAAGUAGGGUAUGAGGUGGUAGAAAAAGCAUUUCAAGAUAAAUUAGCCACAGCUCGGCAAGAAGAGCGAGAUAUUGAGGAAAUGAUUGAGGAAAUUAGAAGACGGGAUGCAAUUAUUCAGUUGACACAAGCUGAAGUUGAUCAGUUAGUAGAUUAUCGGGAAUAUGGCCAGUUUGAACAUAAAAAGCAGAUAGAAAUUUUAGUUCAGGAACUAAAGGAUAUUGACAUGAAAUUCGAAGAAAUGGCAGAUCAUGCAAGAAAGGCUGUAGAAUCUGAAAAGAACGAAUUACAACGAUCAACAGAACUCCAGCUUAACAAACAGAAGGAUAUUGCAACUGAGGUUGCACUUCAAAAUAUGGAUAAAACAAAUCAUGUGGAAAUAAAAGAUAAUCAAUGGAUGAAGAAAGAGAUUGCAUUGUAUCAAGAAGAACAUGAAAAAUUGACGAGGCUAGUUGAAGAAAUAGAAAGCAAGAAUCUACAUGCAAUGGGAACGCUUUUCGAUAGCAAGGCAGCUGAUCUUAGGAUUUCCAAAAAAUUUUAUCUCAAUUUUGGUGAAAAAGACCGAACAGAUGAUCCUCAGAAUGAUCCUUACGCAUAUGGUUUAAGCGAUCAAGAUAAACUUGAAGUUGCUUUGGAUAAACUUGAUAUUGCCAAAAGAGAUUAUACGCAGCCUCAGGAAAUUUUGCAUAAUUCCUUUGAUUAUCAGCAAUUAUCAACAUUUGAUAGCGGAUCUAUAAAAGUUUCCGAUUUUCUAAGUCAAAGUGAUAAAACUCUAGGGAUAAGCGAUAGUAAAAAUAAAGUUCAAGAUACGACAGAGUUUGAAGCUGAUUUUACUGAAAGUAGCGAAGAUGACGAUGAUCCAUUUUUAGAUCUGGAAGAUGAAGAUUUCGAGGAUUACUUGCGUCUUGGGCCUAUGGAAUUGAAAUUAUUAUCGGUUAUUGGAGUGAGGAAGCCAAUUCAUAAAGUUACAAUUGAUCGUGAAGAUGAAAGUCGACCCGAAGAUGAUCUAUCAUUAAAUGCUUCUUGGCCGGUCAAUCAUAAAAUGCUGAAAGGAGUUGUAAAAUCAAAUUCCAGGAUAUCGUGA